Molecule: messenger RNA, 713 nt
Organism: Juglans regia (Persian walnut)
Lineage: Eukaryota; Viridiplantae; Streptophyta; Magnoliopsida; Fagales; Juglandaceae
Product: polyadenylate-binding protein 8-like
Exons: 4
Coding region: 34-555 (173 amino acids)
Cellular component (GO): cytosol; ribonucleoprotein complex; nucleus
Molecular function (GO): poly(U) RNA binding; poly(A) binding; mRNA 3'-UTR binding
Source: RefSeq, a predicted model, not a curated record
UUGGAACUAUUACCAACGUUGUUGUUAUGAGAGAUGAAGAUGGAAACUCUUAAGUGUUUUGGAUUUGUCAACUUUGAAGACUCUGAGGAUGCAGCUCGAUCUGUUGAGGCCCUUAAUGGGAAGAAGUUUGAAGAUAAGGAGUGGUAUGUUGAGAAUGCUCAGAAACAAUCUGAAAGAGAGAUUGAUUUGAAAGGGGGAAUCGAGCAAGAGUACUUGCAGGAGAAGGUUGACAAGUACGUAGAUGUUAACGAAGGGCUGAAUUUAUUUGUUAAAAACCUAGAUGAUAGCAUCAAUACCGAUGAUAAGCUAAGGGAAUUGUUCUCAGAAUUCGGUACGAUUACUUCAUGCAAGGUCUUACGUGACGAUAAUGGUAUAAGUAGAGGAUCGGGAUUUGUUGCUUUCUCGACCGCUGAAGAAUCAUCUCGAGCUCUCUUGGAAAUGAAUGGCAAAAUGGUUAUCAGCAAAGCAUUGUAUGUGGCACUUGCACAACGUAGAGAAGAUAGAAGUGCAAAGGUGCAGAGACGACGCAAGAAGAGAACAACUCGCAAUUAUUAGUGUUGCCAAGGUAGCCGAGUAGUCGGCGGGCUUCACGUACGUACGUUCUCUGAAGUCAUUUUAUCAAAUUAAGGCCACUUGCAGCCUCAUGAUCAGUUUAAUCCCGCUUUGAAUGUAAGAUGAUCAGAUAACUGUGUUCCAAGUCAUGUUGAUAUAUA